CAAUGAAAUUUCCUGUGUGUGUGCAAGUCCGGCUGCCGCUGCGGGGCUGCUCAGUGCAUACGGGUGGCUCUGCGGAGGUGAACUCCGUUCGGUCACCCCAGUCGCGAUGGAGGUGACGUCCCCCCGGCCUGGGUUGCUGCUGGCCGCGCUCUGUCUGCUCGCUUCCCACGAAGGGCCAGCAGCUUUCCUGAUCACCACCCCGUACUCGCUCUGCAUCUGCCCCGAGGGCCAGAACGUCACCCUGACCUGCCGGAUCAGCGGUCCCCUCGCCGACCGCCACGACCUGCUCUACAAAACCUGGUACUUCAGCAGCAACGGCGACCAGAGCUGCUCCGAGAAGAAGCACAUCCGCAACAUCACCGAGAAGGAGCUGCACCACGACCCGGGCAAGCACCACGAGGCGCUGGGCAACGGCACCCAAAAAUCCACCCUCGGGGGGCAAGCUAAUCAUCACGGGGUGGAGUUCGUCCCCGACCACCACGGUGCCUUUCACAUCGUGGUGAUGAACCUGACGCUGCAGGACAGCGGGAAUUACUGCUGCUACGCGGUGGAGGCCAGGCGGGAGCACGGCAAGCCCCACACCUUGCAGGUCGCUCAUGGCUUCGUGGAACUGCAGAUCCAGCAAGGCAGAGGAGGGCUUCAGAACUGCACGUUUCAUACCACCACCAGCAAAGAUAUCACAGCCGCCGCGCUGGCAACGGGCGCCUGCAUCGUGGGCAUCCUCUGCCUGCCCCUCAUCUUGCUCCUGAUUUACAAGCAGAGACAAGCCGUCAGCAGCAGACGUGCCCAUGAGCUUGUCAGGAUGGACAGCAGCGCCCAGGGCAUCGAAAACCCCGUCUUUGAGGCAGUCCCCUCGGCGAGCAUGGAGCAGCGGCCCCGACCCCAGCUCUCCUACAUGGCCAGCCGGCAGCCCUCCGAGUCUGGCCGGCAUCUGCUCUCCGAGCCUGGCACCCCCCUGUCCCCCCCCGGCCCCGGGGACUGCUUCUUCCCAACGCUGGAUCCUGUUCCCGACUCACCAAAUUCCUUGAAAGCCUAAAGACCCAGGAGGAAACCACACGCCCCAGCCGCAGCCGGGAGAGGCCGGGCAGCCACCACGCCAUGCUCGCCCAGCCGAGACCCCCGGGAGGGCAGCAUGGCCACGGGCAGCAAAGUCUUAAAAAACGAAGCUGAGUGCAGGAGCCCUGCCCUUGCCUCCUGUCCCGGCUCUUGCCCUGGGGCUGGAAGUGAACCUCUUUUGCCAGGAUUUCAGUUUUUAACUACUUAUUUCUAUGGAGAAGAGCGUGCCUCUGUACUGCUCAUGUUUUACGGACUAGCUAAAAAUUGGGGAUGCAGGGAUGGAAGGAUGACCCGCACCUGCAAACUUCCCCGAGGAUUUAACUUAUUGCCAGGAGUUCAAGCUCUGCAACAUCAACCUGUUUCUGCAUCUUUGACUGAACAUCCUCUCUGGGAGCGGAUGGUAAAGUACCUUAUCCACCGCGAGACAAAACAGGGUCACCGGCCAGCCUUGUACUACAUUUUUCUUUGCAAAACAGGAAGGGGAGAGGCUCCCUGCCGCUGAUGGAGCCCUCUUUCCCCACCAGCCUUUUGAGACAGCCACGGACUUGCGAGGCUGCCGCGUUUUCAGCUGGAUACGUGUCAGGAGGAGCCUUAUUUCUGCUGCAAUUUUAUCCUCGGCUUGGGAUCGGGGGAAUUUAUCUUUCUGUUUGUUUCAUUAUCAGUGCUGAUUAAAAGAAAAAAAGGA
This is a messenger RNA of Aquila chrysaetos chrysaetos, 1741 nucleotides long. It is a transcript of the gene VSIR, whose product is annotated as V-set immunoregulatory receptor. Gene Ontology annotation, biological process: positive regulation of regulatory T cell differentiation; negative regulation of CD4-positive, alpha-beta T cell proliferation; regulation of immune response. The transcript has 7 exons. The record is from RefSeq and is a predicted model, not a curated record. Gene Ontology annotation, cellular component: plasma membrane. Bases 107 to 1036 code for a protein of 309 amino acids. NCBI's taxonomy places the organism in Eukaryota, Metazoa, Chordata, Aves, Accipitriformes, Accipitridae.